AUGCGCGUCGCUUCACUCGUCGGUGUCCUCGCCUCGGCGUCUUUCGCGCUCUGCUCUGGCCAGCAGCAGCCCCUCGGCGCAUCCACCCAAGCUCCCCUCUCGAGCGAUGCCCCCACGUACCGAUCGGAGCUUCUGAGCUUGCACAAGUCCCUGAUUGAGAUCUCGUCCAUUUCUGGAACUGAACACGAUGUCGGCGAGUGGCUCGAGUCUUAUCUUGCUGGAAAGGGCUACUCCACGUCGCGCCAAAAGAUCCGCCCUUUCGAAAACACGCCUGAGGGCAAGGAUCGGUUCAACGUGCUGGCAUGGCGACCGAGCGACGACUUUGAUCCCAAGGUGGCUAUAAGCAGCCACAUUGACGUCGUCCCGCCUCAUAUCCCGUACGGAAUCGAAGAGGGCGAGAUUACAAAGGAGACGAGAAUCUCUGGUCGGGGAAGCGUUGACGCCAAGGGCAGCGUCGCAGCACAGAUCACCGCUGUUGAGGAGCUAUUCAAGGCGGGCAAGGUUGACGCCAGCAAGCUGCUGCUUCUCUUUGUCGUCGGCGAGGAAAAGACCGGCGACGGCAUGCGAGGUUUCAGCGAUGCUCUUGCUAGCAAGGAGCUUCCCUACAACCUGGACGCUGUCAUCUUUGGAGAGCCCACCGAGAACAAGCUCGCAUGUGGACACAAGGGCGCUCUGUUCUGUGAUGUCACCACCAAGGGCUUCCCUGGACACAGCGGUUACCCAUGGCUCGGAAAGUCGGCCAACGAGCUCAUGAUCCGUGCAUUUGCCAAGAUCCUCGAUACGGACCUUGGUACCAGUGAAUUGUUUGGAAACACCACUGUCAACAUUGGUAGCUUCCACGGAGGUGUGGCAGCCAAUGUCAUUCCUGAGCAGGCCGUUGUUGGACUUGGUGUGCGAGUCGCCAGUGGAGAGCAAGAGGACGGACAUCAACUCGUCCAUGACAAGAUUCAGGCCAUCUUUGAUGAGAUUGACAAGGACGCCUUUACCUUUGACUGCAGCCACGGAUACGGUCCCGUCAAGGCCAACUGUGAUGUCGAGGGUACGUCUAUC
This is a messenger RNA of Fusarium vanettenii 77-13-4, 1050 nucleotides long. RefSeq lists its product as uncharacterized. The record is from RefSeq and is a predicted model, not a curated record. The annotation marks the transcript as partial. Gene Ontology annotation, molecular function: hydrolase activity. Lineage: Eukaryota; Fungi; Ascomycota; Sordariomycetes; Hypocreales; Nectriaceae. The transcript has a single exon.